GGCGGCCGCCGGGCACUUCCGCUCUCCGCGCAGGCGCGACAGCUCGGCCGGAGAACGGCGCGGGCCGGGAGGGGAGUGGACGCUGCUGGCGAGGAUGGUGCUGGAGAGCGUGGCCCGCAUCGUGAAGGUGCAGCUCCCGGCGUAUCUAAAGCGGCUUCCUGUCCCCGAGAGCAUUACCGGGUUCGCCCGGCUCACAGUUGCAGAAUGGCUUCGGUUACUGCCUUUCCUCGGUGUACUUGCACUACUUGGCUACCUUGCAAUUCGUCCAUUCCUCCCGAAGAAAAAACAACAGAAGGAUAGCUUGAUUAAUCUUAAAAUACAAAAGGAAAAUCCCAAAGUGGUGAAUGAAAUAAACAUUGAAGAUCUGUGUCUCACCAAAGCAGCUUACUGUAGGUGUUGGCGUUCUAAGACGUUUCCUGCCUGUGAUGGUUCACAUAAUAAACAUAAUGAAUUGACAGGAGAUAAUGUGGGUCCACUAAUACUGAAGAAGAAAGAAGUAUAAUAGUAAUGAAUUAGGAUUGAAUUCGGUUGUGUGCUGUAAAAUCUUAUAACAAUAUUUUUUCAUUCUUUGUGUAUAGAGGGUCUUUCAAAUGAUGGUCUUAAUGAUUGCUACUGGUUGAGUAAUUAUUUCUGCCAAUUUAUUUUCUUGCUACACUACUGUUCAUAUUUGAUAUUUUGUAUAUUCAGUCAUUUAUAUAGAGGUUAAAUUGUACACCCCUUUCAUUCUUAAUGUAUCUUCCUGAAUAAAACCAACAGUCGUGGUUUUAACUAACUGAGAAAAAUAUGUUUUUGGUAGUGAGUCCAAAGCUAUUCCUCUGAAUUUCAAUAUUUUCUACAGAAUCUACAAUUAAAGUUUUUCUCCCUAUGUACACUGUUAAAUAUAUUAUUUUUCAGUCCCCUUCUGUUUUGAUCAUUUGAAGUGAUUUUUCCUCUUGGCCUUCCAUUCUCCGUUCUUUUCAGAUCAAUAAGAAAAACACUGCUUUCAAGAAUUACUUGAGUUUUUAAAAAGAUAAAUGCUUUGCUUUAUAAAUACUGUGUCUAAUAAGUGUGAAUAUCCCAAUUUCUGAAAAGACAUGAACUGGAUAUAGAAAGUUCCAAAAAGGAACAGUUACAUGCAUGAUAAAAAACUUGUUUACUUUA
Messenger RNA from Neogale vison (American mink), 1140 nucleotides. It is a transcript of the gene CISD2, whose product is annotated as CDGSH iron sulfur domain 2. The record is from RefSeq and is a predicted model, not a curated record. Gene Ontology annotation, cellular component: mitochondrial outer membrane; intracellular membrane-bounded organelle. Lineage: Eukaryota; Metazoa; Chordata; Mammalia; Carnivora; Mustelidae. The coding region runs from base 95 to 502 and encodes 135 amino acids. Gene Ontology annotation, biological process: autophagy of mitochondrion; regulation of autophagy. The transcript is spliced from 3 exons. Gene Ontology annotation, molecular function: 2 iron, 2 sulfur cluster binding.